Molecule: messenger RNA, 6331 nt
Organism: Austrofundulus limnaeus
Lineage: Eukaryota; Metazoa; Chordata; Actinopteri; Cyprinodontiformes; Rivulidae
Gene: fam171a2b
Product: family with sequence similarity 171 member A2b
Exons: 8
Coding region: 128-2614 (828 amino acids)
Source: RefSeq, a predicted model, not a curated record
CCCUCCGCGCCUCCUCAGACAAUAAAAACAAGGCGAAGCAGCGUCUCUGAGCCCCGCUCUUCAGUCCGAGGACGAGCAACAUGGACACGCGAGCCGAGGCCUGCCGGGCGGACAUGUAACCGCAACCAUGCUGCUGGCCAACCGCUUCCCGCGUUUGCUGCUGCCGCUGCUGUGCGUGUGGCUGUGCUCGGUCCGGGAGGUUCGGACCAAAUCUCUGCCGGAUCAGUUCGAGGUAGAAAUAAAAGUGCAGGUGUUUGACAACAGCGACCUGUCCCCGUUAGCGGGCGCUCAGGUGGAAGUUCAGGGAAAUCAGACCCUCCUGGCGUCGAGUCGUGCUGGAAGCGACGGCGUGGUGAGAGUCAGCUUCCUGUACCGGGCCGGCACCUGGGUCAUCAUCACAGCCUCCAAACAGGAUUACAUCACCAACUCGGCRCCGUGGCACUCCAACCGGAUCCCGUUGUACGCCUCGGUCAGCCUGUACCUCCUCGCCGAGAGGCCGGGAACCCUCAUCCUGUACGAUGACGUCCUGCAGGUUCUCUCUGGGUCACCAGGAGCUCGGAACCAGCCCCUGGUUCAGCUCCAGAGGAAGUUCAUUCACCUGCCGUCCAGCUCCAACUACACAGCGCUGUCGGCGUCGCUAACCACGGCCCGGAGUCAGUACGAGAUCGGCGGGUUCCCCUUCCUCCUAGGCCAGGAGACCAACAGCUCAGGGGCAGAAACCGGAUGGAUGGACCUGACAGCUCUCGCUGUGGUCAGCAUUCAACUCUUUGACAAAGAUGGCGGCGCGAUCAAGGUCUCAGAACCGAUCCACAUCUCUGUGCCGCUGCCGUCUGACACCCGGAACAGGAUGGCCACGAGCAUACCUGCCUGGCUGUAUCAGCCAAAGACGGGACUGUGGGUUCGGAACGGUACAGGCUACAUCAAAAAGGACGGCACRCAGUUUGUGUGGAACGUUGUGGUUCCUCAAAUGGGAUACUGGCUAGCUGCCUUUCCUUCGUCUUCAGGUUUCGGUUUGUCUUAUCCGGGCCUGAGGGACAUCACCACCUACCACACCCUGUUCCUGCUGUCCAUCCUGGGUUCACUGGCCCUGCUGGUCCUCAUCCUGCUCUGUGUGCUGCUUUACUACUGCAGACGAAGGUGUUUGAAACCUCGCCGACAUCAAGGAAAACCCCACGCGUCCAAUCUAAACGGAGCUAAGAGAGACCAGGGUACGUCUACUUCACGCCUAAAUCUGAUCUGCGGAGGCCACGUGGAGUCGGGACCGUCCAACGACAAGUCGGACUUGUCCCCAUCUCGAGACUAUCAGAGUUCGAGGGAGGACUUGACGAAGCACAUUCCGGCUCACAAGCUGCGACACGGAAAGGGAAAAAAUGCGUCCAGUUCCCAGCGGGGGGAGAGCUUCCCCAUGAAGGUGACACGAGCCACGGAGACCAACAACCUGGACAACCCCUUACUGCACGAAGACUACAGCCGCAGCUACAGCCCCAAAGAGGGCAAAGAGUCCGAGUAUCACAGACAUCACAACGCCAACGACAAUCGAGGAUACGCGUCCGAUCCGCCGUCCCCGCCUCGCUUUCAGGGCUACGUGCCGAGUCAGUCGGACAAACCUCCGGAGUACUCGGCCGCRGCAGCAGACAGCCUCGCCAGACCCACCUCCCUCAACACCCAGCCGGGUCAGAUCAUCUUCUGCAGCUCCAUCGACCAGAUGAAGGAGAACAUGUACCGGAGCAUGGUGCCGACCUUGGUCAUCCCGGCUCACUACAUGCGCCUGCCUUCCGAGUUCUCCGCCAAGGACGGCAAAGACCAGAAGGACCAGGACAAGGACGGGACGCAGGUGGGCGGGGGUCAGCAGCACCACCACCAGAAACAAGGCCAGCAGCAGCAGCAGGGUGGAUCCCAGGGCGACGACUCCGAGGAGCCCAGCUGGGCGUCCGACUCUUCCGGCGGCGCCGUGACCAUCCCCGUGCUCUUCAACGACUCCACCAUGGCUCAGAUGAAYGGGGAGCUGCAGGCUCUGACCGAGAAGAAGCUGCUGGAGCUGGGCGUCAAGCAGCACCCGCGGGCCUGGUUCAUCUCCCUGGACGGGCGCGCCAACGCCCACGUCCGCCACUCCUACAUCGACGUCAGCAAUGACCUCAGCGGCGGCGGSGGGUUUGGAGGCAGCUCUGGCAGCGCCCAGCGAGACGUCAACCUCGAGCCGCCUCUCGAGUCCCAAGAGCGAAAACUGGCUGCCAACCGGAAGGGGAAAGACGAGCGCUGGGGGUCGGGGGGACGGAAGGGUCAUGGUGUCGGCAGCGGCGGUGGAGGGGGGAAGAAUUAUUCCAAGCUGGCCUACCAGGACCACAGCGAGCCCAGCAGCAGCGAGGGACGCCCCGUGUCGCCCGAGGAGAACUCCCUCACCCCUCUUCUGGACGAAGGACCGUCUUCUCGCGGAUCCACCGUCACCAGGARGGGGCGGAGCCGAGGAAACAGCAGCCGCAGCAGCAACAGCGAGAACCGCCGCGACUCCAUGACCAGCCCCGAGGACGACCCCGACGACAAAGACGAGAACAAGAAGAGUCCGUGGCAGAAGAUCGAAGACAGACCCCUCAUGGUCUUUCACCCCAGGAAAUAACGGUUCUGGACUUGCAGAACUCUGGACCUUUGACGGUCCGCUUCAAGAAGCGAAGAAGCUCAAAGAGAAAGAUCCCAAAAAGCACAACCUCUGCUUCACCCGUUUCCUGGUUGUUGUCGAACCUUUUGUGGUGAGGUGCUUUCACUCAUCGUCUCGCUGUCGGUUCUGGUUUCUGUAGAAUCUGUCCCGUUUAUUGUCCCGCCACUGAACUGUCGCCUGAGCCAUCAAGUCUGCUGACUCUGGAUAUAGCCAUUUUAUAGAGCAGGAUGUAAAAUGGAGCACCUGUGGAUGUUUUAAUAACYGAUUGAUUGAUGAUUGUUUGACGUGAAUGACUUUUUAAAGGGAUUUAUAAAUCUGUAGCUGAUAAAAAAUCCCCCCCGUCUCUGCACUAAUUUUACACAAACAUUCACGUCUUUGUCACAAAUUGUAAUUAAAAACAUUUUUUAAGGAAACAUUUACUGAAUCAUAAAGUCGUGUCGUGAACAGAUAGUUUCAGCUUCAUCUUCCUCCCCCUGAAUAUAAUCAUCUCAUCUUUUUUUCAUUAAAUUUAUUACAACGAUAAACAGUUCGGCCUGAGCUUCAGAUUUCUGCCUUCCUCAUAUGAAAUUUUCUGAGCCAGCAGAGACAUCUUUGUGUAAAUACGCCCGGACGUUUGUUAUAAAAAGAUUGCAUGCAUUUGAAUGUAUGAAAUUAACAGAAGGCACCCAAAGCCCCGCCCCCCUCUCCUCCCGUCCAGUUCUACGGGCUGUCGACUCACCAAGUAAACCACUAAUUUACUUGAAGAUUCCCAGCUGAGAUCCACGUGGUGGUUCGUAGACGGGGGCCGGUACCACUCCUUUCCUGUAAGUGCCUUCUUUCACGUAGGAUCGAGUGACGGGCACGGCUUUUAAAAUGCAGUUAGUCGUCACCUAAAGUCCAGCAGGCUCACCGAGAAGUUCACUGCAUCCAACAACACGCCUGCCAAAAAUGACAACUUUUCUUGUGGCUUUUUCCAUCCUUGAAUAUAUAUAUAUAUAUAAACUUCUUGUAUCUUUCCUCUUUUUCAGAAACCUUGUAAAUGGCUAAUUCUAUAAGAUUUGAGUGUAUAUGACGUGCAUGUAACGUGUAGAAUAGGGUGUUUUUAUUUACAUCUUUUUGCAAACGUUAUUAAAGAUAUUUGGCACAAAACGUUCUUCACAGAUGCACUGACUUGUGGUGCCAAAUGGACUCUGUUAUAUAAACACAAGGAGUUAGCCCUGAAGGUGGUAGUUCAUGUUUUUUAAUGAGGAUAUGUGGAGUGGUUUGAACAGUCAGUAUCUUACCUGCAGCAGAUAGCAGUCAGAGGGAUCUCAGUUUGGAGAGUUGGGAAGAAAUUUUCAUUUAGAAGUUGAUCUGACUUCUAAUCUGAAAGUUCAAAAAUAAAUGUUCUACAAAAACGGCUUAGUCCACUCUGAGUAGCUCUUAGCUUGACUUUAAGUAACAGUUAGCUUGAAUCUGAGUAGCUGUUAGCUCAACCUUAAGUAGCUCCUAGUUUGAUUUUAAGUUGCUCUUAGCUCAACACUGAGUAUCUGUUAGCACAACUUUGAGUAACAGCUUGAAUCUCAGUAGCCGAUAGCUCAACUUUGAGUAGACGUUGAGUUGGUCUUAGCUAAAUUCUGAGUAGCUGUUAGCUCAACUUUGGGUUACUCUUAGUUAGACUUUGAGUUGCUCUUAGGGACAAUUCUGGGUAGCUGUUAGCUCAACUUUGAUUAGCUCCUACUUUGACUUUGAGAUGCUCUUAGUCUAACUGAGUAGCUGUUAGGUCAACUUUAAGUAGCUCCUAGUUUGACUUUAAGUUGCUCUUAGCUCAACACUGAGUUUAUGUUAGCACAACUUUGAGUAACAGCUUGAAUCUGAGUAGCCGAUAGCUCAACUUUGAGUAGCUCUUAGACGUUGAGUUGGUCUUAGCUAAAUUCUGAGUAGCUGUUAGCUCAACUUUGGGUUACUCUUAGUUAGACUUUGAGUUGCUCUUAGGUCAAUUCUGAGUAUCUGUUAGCUCAACUUUGAGUUGCUCUUAGGUCAAUUCUGAGUAGCUGUUAGCUCAACUUUGAGUUGUUCUUGGGCCAAUUCUGAGUAGCUGUUAGCUCAACUAUGAGUAACAGUUGGCUUGAAUCUGAGCAGCGGUUAGCUGAACUUUGACUAGCUCUUAGUUAGACUUUGAGUUGGUCUUAGCUCAAUUCUGAGUAGCUGUUAGCUCAACUUUGGGUUACUCUUAGUUAGACUUUGAGUUGCUCUUAGGUCAAUUCUGAGUAUCGGUUAGCUCAACUUUGAGUUGCUCUUAGGUCAGUUAUGAGUAGMUGUUAGCUCAACUUUGAGUUGUUCUUGGGCCAAUUCUGAGUAGCUGUUAGCUCAACUUUGAGUAACAGUUGGCUCGAAUCUGAGCAGCGGUUAGCUGAACUUUGACUAGCUCUUAGUUAGACUUUGAGUUGGUCUUAGCUCAUUUCUGAGUAGCUGUUAGCUCAAUUUUGGGUUACUCUUAGACUUUGAGUUGCUCUUAGGUCAAUUCUGAGUAUCUGUUAGCUCAACUUUGAGUUGCUUGUAGGUCAAUUCUGAGUAGCUGUUAUCUCAACUUUGAGUAACUCUUAGUCUUUGAGUUGCUCUUAGCUCAACACUGAGUAGCUUAGCUUGACUUUGAGUAACACAGUUUGAAUCUGAGUAGCUSUUAGCUCAACUUUAAGUAGCUCUUAGUUUGACUCUGAGUUGGUCUUAGCUCAACACCGAGUAUCUGUUAGCUCAACUCUGAAGAGCUUCUAGCUCAACCUUAACCAGCUAUUUGAUUUCCCUCUGGGAUCAAUAAAGUAUUUUUGAAUUUGAAUUGAAUUGAUCAACUCUUAAGAGCUGUUUGCUCUAUUUGAGUAGUAUUUAACUUGACUCUGAAGACAGUAGCCAUUAGCUCAACUCUGAGUAGCUGUUAGCUCAACUUUGAGUAACUUAUAGCUCAUCUUUGAACAGCUCUUAGCUUGACUCAGAUUAGCUUCCAGCUCAAACUCAACUCUGAGUAACUAACUUGACUUUUCUGAAWCUUUGAUUAACCGAACUGAAAUCUCUUUGACACAAACUGGUAGUAAGAUCCAGACUAAACUCCACACAUCCAUAUUUCAUAAAAACUGAGCUGCUUUAUUCUUACUUUGAUAAAAAUGACUUCCGGUCAUAAAUGUUUACAAUAAUAACAUACUGACCAACACGCUCUGCUGUUAGCAUCACUGCCUACGAACACAUCAGCGACUGUGAAUUGAGAGAAAAUUAUGUUUUUCUGUUGUUUGUGUCAAAGUAAUAAAAUGUUUGGAAUGUGUUUUUUUUAUCAUUCGCUUGCUGUUCAUAACUCGCCUCCAGUACAAACUGAAAAUGUGAUUUGUAUGAAAUGUGAGGAAUUGUCCACCCCUGUAAAUGUAAAGUUUUAAUGGACCAGUUAUGAAUUUUAUUUGUCAAAUUGUGGCUUUUCUGUUCUGUAAUUUCCUUUUUUUUCCCCCCACAGUGUUUUUCUAAGCAGAACUUUAUGAUUCACACAGUGACAGGAACUAUAGGAGACACUUUAAACCACUUGGUUGGGUUUUAUUUGUGCUUAUUGAGGACAGAACUGCAGGCGUCCAUCUUGUGCUGUAAAAUUACUUGCUUCAUAAACCUGGUCAGUUGUUUGUGAACUGUACAUUUUCUGUACUGUACAUGAAACAAAAUAGAAAUAAAUUUGUUCUCACAGUC